GUGCUGAUGAUGGGGGAACCCUUCUUCGACUGUCAGAUCGGCAUCGUGGGCGUCCGGGCGCUCUGCCUGAAAGGCAUCAUGGGAGUGCGGGACUUUGAGGAGAACUUGAACAGACGGGAGGAGGAUGCAGUGUUCUUCAGCUGUGGAGAGAGUCUGAGCAGUAAAGGCAUGACCUACCUGACCAACUCCCUGUUCGACUACCGCUCUCCAGAGAACAACGGGGUCAGAGCAGAGUUCAUCCUGGAUGCCACCAAUCACAAGGAGACCUACACAGAGAUAUCAGGCAUGCAGCGCUUUGGGGCCUUCUACAUGGAUUACCUCUACACAGUGGAGACCAGCAGCACCAAGGUGUGUGUAGGGCAGCAGGACUUCACCAUGGCGACAGGGCCUAAAGAAGAACCGGUCCCCCCUGUCCAAGAGACGUCUGUCAAGAGGCUGGUGGUCGGACCUCUGGACUUACGGCUCAACAGCAGCGCCGUGCACCGCCUUCUCAAGAUGCUGGCCUGCGCCAUGGACCACGAGUACCAACCCUACUACAAACCACAACCAGACCCAGUGGAGGUGCCCCGGGCUCCAGCCUCCCAGGAGGAGGUAUCAGUGCUGGAGGAGUUUAUCCCUACCAGGCUGACCUGCCUCACCCUGCAGAAGGUCACUGUCACCCUCAACAUGGCCGAGUUCAACCUCCUACACACACUGAUUCCUGUCAUCAUGGGACAGAAGGCCCCACCAGGUCCGGUCAGUGUGCCAGUCUUCCAGGCGAUGCGGCCUCUGCCGGCCCUCAGGUUCCAGGUGGACAGCGUUAAUGUGGAGCACUCUGUUCCCAUGUUCGCCCCUGAGCUGAUCAACACCGUCUCCUCUCUCAGCCAGCCCUCUGAUAACCUGCUGCACCACUGUUAUACACACUGCUACCUCAAGGUGUUUGGAGUCCAGGCUGGUUUGACCUGUCUGGACAGUACAGGCGGUUUCCUCCCUCUGUCCCCUCUCAUCCCUUCCUUCAGUACAGCCCUCUAUGGCAAGCUGCUCCAGAUGCCUCAGUACUGGACAAAGCGCUCGUCAGUCCUGAUGACAGAGUGCAUUUUUGAGCUGCCCAACUUCACGGUGCAGGCCACGCGUCCCCAGAUCCUGCUCCUUCAGGCCAUGCUGCAGAGCUGGACACACAGCCUGGGAGACGGUUCCUACCCUGGGGUCAACGAGGCCCUGCUCAGCCAUGUCUACACAGCACCAGGUGUGAAGUCUCCGUCUCCUCCUCCUCCGACCCUGGAGGCCUCGGUCCAGAACGUAGAGCUGAAAUUCUGCAGCAGAGCCACGGGGAACUGCGUCGGAGGGACCGUGGGAGCUGUUAAAGUGUGUGCCAGGACCCCAGGUUCACCAGAGGGUGUGAAGGAGAAGCUGGUUCCUCUGCUCCAGGGUCCAUCUGACACUAAAGAGCUUCACCAGAGUCGCUGGCUCAAUGAGAUCCGUAAACCUGAGUCCCUGCUGGCCCCUGACCUCCUGACCUUCUCAGUACAGAUACCUCAGCACGGGGUCGACGGCCGUAACUCCUCUGGUAAGUCUGACGCCUCUAUCGCUACAAUACGCCAGCUGGUACGGUAGAGGAAACCUCUGGUUCUUCAGACCAGUUACGUCAUCUACCUCUCGUCUCCACGUCUAGUCCACAUUACUGAAGUCCUCAACAGGUCAUGUGAUCAGUCCUCCCUCCCGUCCCAACAUCUAGUCCACAUUACUGAAGUCCUCAACAGGUCAUCAGUCCUACCUCCUGUCUCCUUGGAGGGGGGGGGGGACAUAUUCUGCUAUUGUCCUUCAGUGUAUGUGUGGUACAGGAGACAGAGGUGGACUUGGAGGGUGGGGGGGGACAUAUUUUGAAGGUGGAUUGCUGCCCUCUCCGGUGGGAUGGAAGGAGUCAUGGUGGAUGAGGACUGUGGGUCGGUGUGACCUGAGUCAGUGGGAUCUGUUACUACGACCAGAGUAAGUGACACCUUGAAGCCCAGAGUUCCCAUGAUGCUUCAGGAGAGAGGAGGCGCAGUGUGUUCAGUUGCCUUUUUUUUUUAGUGCCAGCCAGAGACAGAGAGCAUUCUGGGAGAUGUUCCCGCCUGGAAAGACACAUCACCAUUAAAGGGAUCAAACUAGUUUCUUCUGGAACUUUCCGAAUCUGGUGAAUUCUUCUUUCUCCUCUCGUGAGGUCAUCUCAAAGCCUUCUUUAUAUGAACAGAGUCCAGUAAAGCAGCUCAAAAUGGACGUGUGGACAUUUGUUUAUGUCCAGGUGACUCAGUGUUUUGGACAGUUAUGGGACAGUCAUCGUAGAAACACAACACACAACAAACGUCCAGUUGUCCUCCGUCUUCCAGACCUGUGGAGACGUCCAGUUGUCCUCCGUCUUCCAGACCUGUGGAGACGUCCAGUUGUCCUCUGUCUUCCAGACCUGUGGAGACGUCCAGUUGUCCUCCGUCUUCCAGACCUGUGGAGACGUCCAGUUGUCCUCUGUCUUCCAGACCUGUGGAGACGUCCUGUUGUCCUCUGUCUUCCAGACCUGUGGAGACGUCCUGUUGUCCUCCGUCUUCCAGACCUGUGGA
Molecule: messenger RNA, 2570 nt
Organism: Oncorhynchus tshawytscha (Chinook salmon)
Lineage: Eukaryota; Metazoa; Chordata; Actinopteri; Salmoniformes; Salmonidae
Product: vacuolar protein sorting-associated protein 13B
Source: RefSeq, a predicted model, not a curated record